Messenger RNA from Gryllus bimaculatus (two-spotted cricket), 642 nucleotides. The record is from the annotation of a GenBank genome assembly. Lineage: Eukaryota; Metazoa; Arthropoda; Insecta; Orthoptera; Gryllidae.
AUGGGCUGGGUCUGGGGGCCUGGGUCUGGGGCUGGGUCUGGGGCCUGGUCUGGGGGCCUGGGGCUUGGGCCUGGGUCUGGAGGCUGGGUCUGGGGGCCUGGGUCUGGGGGCGUGUCUGGGGCCUGUGGUCUGGGGGCUGUGUCUGGGGCUGUGUCUGGGGGGGCCUGUUGUCUUGGGGGCCUGGGUCUGGGGCCCUGGGUCUGGGCCUGGGUUGGGGCUCUGGGUCCUGGGGCCUGGGUUGGGGGCCUGGGUCUGGGGUGCCAUGGGGUUCUGGGGGCCCUGGGUCUGGGGGCCCUGGGUCCUGGCCUGGACGAGCGCACGCCCCUGCACCUGGCGGCGGCGCACGGCCACGCGGCGUGCGUGCGCGAGCUGCUCUUCCGCGGCGCCGACGUCAACGCCACCGACGGCCUCGAGCGCACGCCGCUCGUGCUGGCCGUGGAGGGCGGCCACGUCGACUGCGUGCUCGCCUUCCUCGAGGCGGGCGCCAAGAUCGACACCAAGACGCAGAACGGGCGCACGGCGCUGUACGUGGCGGCGCACAAGGGCCACGUGGAGUGCCUGGCCGUGCUGCUGGAGCGCGGCGCCGACGUGGACGCCAAGGACAGCUGCGGACGCACCGCGCUGCACGUCGCCGUCGAGGAG